Asparagus officinalis (garden asparagus) is the source of this 3288-nucleotide messenger RNA. RefSeq names its product protein argonaute 1B-like. Gene Ontology annotation, molecular function: RNA binding; protein binding. Gene Ontology annotation, cellular component: cytoplasm. Gene Ontology annotation, biological process: regulatory ncRNA-mediated post-transcriptional gene silencing. The record is from RefSeq and is a predicted model, not a curated record. Lineage: Eukaryota; Viridiplantae; Streptophyta; Magnoliopsida; Asparagales; Asparagaceae.
UAAUUAAGUGCUAUAAUGUGUUAUCUUUCAGUUCAUGUACAUGAGUUGUUCCUAUUGUUGGUCUUCAGACACAAUGAAUCUGUUUGUUCUGCAUUAAAGUUUGGCAUGGACAACAAUAUGGUAAGGAAGAGAAGAACGGACCUCCCCGGCACUCGGGAGAUGUCGGAAACACAAGAGCAAACUGGAAGUGGUGGGCGUGGACCUCAGCAUCCUCCUGAAAGAGCCCCAGUCCAUCAUCAACAGGGACGUGGUGGAGGACGAGGUUCGGGUCCUUUCCAACCCCAACAGUCACAGUAUGGAGGUCGUGGCGGAGGAUACUAUCAUGGUCGCGGUGGCGGCCCACAACAUCGUGGAGGGAUGUCCACACAGUACCAUGGAGCCCCAACUUCUGAAUACCAGGGUCAUGGAGGGCCUCAACAUCCUGAAUAUCAGGGCCAUGGAGGGCCACCAUAUCCUCAAUACCAGGGCCGUGGAGGGCCACAGCCGAGAGGUGGUAUGCCACAGCAGCAGUUUUAUGGUGGGCAAAGGGGUAACGGGGCUGGCCUCUCUGCUGCUGGCCCGUCGAGGCCGCCGGCACCCGAGCUGCACCAAGCUAUAGAGGGUCCAGCUUACCAGCCUGUCCAGUCAUCUGUAUCACAACCUAGCUCAUCUUCAAGAACACAGGAGAUGGAUGUUGCUCGAGUAACGCAACAAGUUGAACAACUUUCUGUUCAUCAUGAAGCUGGAACAAGCCAGGCCAUUCAGCCAGUUGCGUCUAGCAAAUCCAUGAGAUUUCCUUUGCGACCGGACAAGGGCAAGUUUGGUCAAAGGUGUGUGGUGAAGGCAAACCACUUCUUUGCUGAACUUCCUGAUAAAGAUCUUCACCAGUACGAUGUUUCAAUUACUCCUGAAGUUACUUCACGGGGUGUGAACCGAGCGGUUAUAGCAGAGCUAGUGAGGCUUUACCGUGAGACCCAUUUAGGAGGUCGUCUGCCAGCAUACGAUGGAAGGAAAAGCCUUUAUACUGCUGGACCAUUACCCUUUCCCUCCAAGGAAUUUCAAGUUACACUGACUGAUGAAGACGAUGGUACAGGAAAAGAGAGGAGGCAGAGGCCUUUUAAAAUUGUAAUAAAAUUUGCUUCCCGUGCUGAUCUCCAUCACCUAGCAAUGUUUCUAUCUGGGAGACAGGCUGAUGCUCCUCAGGAAGCUCUUCAAGUUCUUGAUAUCGUUCUGCGAGAGUUGCCUACUGCCAGGUAUUGCCCUGUUGGCCGGUCGUUUUACUCACCAGAUCUUGGAAGGCGGCAGCAACUUGGUGACGGGCUUGAGAGUUGGCGAGGUUUUUAUCAGAGUAUUCGCCCAACACAGAUGGGCCUUUCUUUAAAUAUUGAUAUGUCGUCAACUGCCUUCAUUGAGCCACUGCCAGUUAUCGAUUUUGUAACUCAGCUUCUGAACCGUGACACGUCACGACCGCUGUCUGAUUCUGACCGCGUCAAGAUUAAGAAGGCCCUUAGAGGCAUAAAGAUUGAGGUUACUCAUCGUGGAAACAUGAGAAGAAAGUAUCGUAUAUCUGGUUUAACCUCGCAAUCCACUAGGGAGCUGAGUUUUCCAGUUGAUGAAAGAGGGACAAUGAAGUCUGUGGUGCAGUAUUUCCACGAGACUUAUGGUUUUACUAUCCAACGCAUGAACUGGCCAUGCUUGCAAGUUGGCAAUCAGCAGCGGCCAAAUUAUCUGCCCAUGGAGGUUUGCAAGAUUGUGGAAGGUCAAAGGUACUCUAAGAGGUUGAAUGAGAAGCAGAUAACUGCUCUCCUUAAGGUCACUUGCCAACGUCCUCGGGAUCGCGAGCUUGAUAUUGUUGAGACAGUUCAUCAUAACGCAUACCAUCGAGAUCCUUAUGCACAAGAAUUUGGAAUUAAAAUCAGCAAUAAACUUGCACAAGUUGAGGCCCGGAUUUUGCCUGCACCUCGGCUUAAAUACCACGAUACUGGAAGGGAGAGAGAUUGCUUACCGAGAGUAGGACAAUGGAAUAUGAUGAACAAGAAAAUGGUGAAUGGUGGGAGAGUGAGCAGCUGGAUGUGUAUUAAUUUUGCUCGCAAUGUUGAAGAGAAUGUUGCUCGUGGGUUCUGCCAUGAACUAGCUCAAAUGUGCCAGAUUUCUGGAAUGCAAUUUUCUUUAGAGCCUGUGCUUCCCCCAUUAACUGCUCGUCCUGAUCAUGUUGAACGAGCUUUAAAAGCACGCUAUCAUGAAGCAAUGACCAUACUGCACCCCCAGAAGAAAGAACUGGAUCUGCUUGUUGUGAUAUUGCCCGACAACAAUGGAUCUCUUUAUGGGGAUCUAAAAAGGAUUUGUGAAACUGAGCUUGGGGUAGUAUCCCAAUGCUGUCUCACAAAGCACGUAUUUAGGAUGAGUAAGCAGUAUCUUGCAAAUGUUGCUCUUAAGAUAAAUGUAAAGGUUGGUGGAAGAAACACAGUUCUCGUUGAUGCUAUUUCUAGGCGCAUACCACUGGUUAGCGACAGGCCUACAAUUAUUUUUGGUGCAGAUGUUACUCAUCCUCAUCCUGGAGAAGAUUCCAGCCCUUCUAUUGCAGCAGUUGUUGCCUCUCAAGACUGGCCGGAGAUCACGAAGUAUGCAGGAUUGGUUUGUGCUCAGGCUCAUCGUGAGGAGAUGAUUCAGGAUCUUUAUAAGGAGUGGAAAGAUCCUCAGAGAGGACCUGUCUCUGGUGGGAUGAUAAAGGAACUUCUUAUUUCGUUCAAAAAAGCAACUGGAGAGAAGCCUCAAAGAAUUAUAUUUUACAGGGAUGGUGUUAGUGAAGGGCAAUUCUAUCAAGUCUUACUGCAUGAAGUUGAAGCUAUACGAAAGGCAUGUGCAUCUCUGGAGGUUAAUUAUCAGCCACCGAUAACCUUUGUAGUGGUUCAGAAACGUCACCACACCAGGCUGUUUGCUGAAAAUCAUUCAAACCAGCAUUCAGUCGAUAGGAGUGGAAACAUUUUGCCAGGAACUGUUGUCGAUACCAAGAUCUGCCAUCCUACCGAAUUUGACUUUUACUUGUGCAGUCAUGCUGGUAUCCAGGGCACAAGCCGUCCUGCUCACUACCAUGUUUUAUGGGAUGAGAACAAGUUCACUGCUGAUGGACUGCAGUCACUUACAAACAACUUAUGCUACACUUAUGCAAGAUGCACUCGUUCUGUAUCCAUUGGUAAGCUGCUUCAUUGCCAUCUUACUUUUUUUGUUGGGGUCUUUAAGAUGCGUUUGACAAUGGGAAAGUAAAUGGAAAGUGAAAGUGAAGAGGAGACCCUUCCUAUUUGCAAAACU